AUGGCAGGCCUUCCUACGUCGUCGUUUAACGCAAACACCGGUAGUGCCGCCGCAGAAGACCCCAAACUUGGUCUCACGAAGCAGAUACGGAGCCACGAGGUUGCAAUUGCAGAGCUCAAUGCUCUUUCACCGUCUCGGGCUGUCUAUCAGAAGAAUGGGAACUUGUUUUUCCGUACAACAAUCCAGAAAGCAAUGACAUCUGAACAAAGUAACAAGUUUUGCAUUGAAUCUAUGGUAUUUGUCUCUGGGUUUAAAUAG
Molecule: messenger RNA, 258 nt
Organism: Prunus armeniaca (apricot)
Lineage: Eukaryota; Viridiplantae; Streptophyta; Magnoliopsida; Rosales; Rosaceae
Source: the annotation of a GenBank genome assembly